Messenger RNA from Humulus lupulus (European hop), 1215 nucleotides. Its product is annotated as phenylacetaldehyde reductase-like. Gene Ontology annotation, molecular function: oxidoreductase activity, acting on the CH-OH group of donors, NAD or NADP as acceptor. The coding region runs from base 44 to 1015 and encodes 323 amino acids. The transcript is spliced from 6 exons. The record is from RefSeq and is a predicted model, not a curated record. NCBI's taxonomy places the organism in Eukaryota, Viridiplantae, Streptophyta, Magnoliopsida, Rosales, Cannabaceae.
UUCAGACCUCAAGGACCAACACUGCAGCAAAGUCACUCAGAAGAUGAGUGAAUCAGGGAAGGUGGUGUGUGUGACAGGGGCUUCCGGCUACAUAGCCUCAUGGCUCGUCAAAAUUUUGCUACAACAUGGAUAUACUGUCAAAGCUUCAGUGCGCGACCUCAGUGAUCCUAAGAAAACAAAACACUUGGUUUCACUCGAUGGAGCUAAGGAAAGACUUCAAUUGUUCAAAGCAAAUUUAUUGGAGGAAGGAUCCUUUGAUUCUUUAGUUUAUGGUUGUGAUGGUGUUUUCCAUACAGCAUCACCAGUGGCAUUUACAGCCAAUGACCCACAGGCGGAGCUGAUUGAACCAGCACUUAAGGGAACACUAAAUGUUCUCAGGUCAUGCGCAAAAAGUCCUUCUCUUAAGAGGGUUAUCUUAACAUCUUCUAUGGCUUCAGUUGUGUUCAAUGGAAAAGCGCUGACACCUGAUGUUGUAGUUGAUGAGACAUGGCUCUCAGAUCCAGUUUUCUGUGAGAAGUCAAAGCUUUGGUAUAUGCUUUCAAAAACAUUAGCUGAAGAGGCUGCUUGGAAAUUUGCCAAAGAAAAUGGGAUUGAUUUGGUUUCACUCAACCCAGGUUUUGUGAUUGGUCCUUUGCUACAGCCAACUCUUAAUUUCUCUGUGGAAUUGCUUCGGAAUCAUAUAAUCGAAGCAAAAUUUCCCAACAUAAAUUAUAGAUAUGUUGAUGUUAGAGAUGUCGCAUUGGCGCAUAUUCAAGCAUUUGAAGUGCCUUCAGCUAGUGGAAGAUAUUGUCUGGUUGGACAUGUUGUCCACAUUUCUGAUGCCUUGAACACUUUACGACAAUUCUAUCCCAAUUCGAGUAUUCCUGACCAAUGUGGAGAUGACAAACCUCUGGUGCAAGGAUACCAAGUAUCAAAGGAGAAAGUAAAAUCUUUGGGAGUUAAUUACACACCUUUGGAAGUAACUCUAAAAGACACUGUUGAAAGCUUGAAGGAAAAGGGUUUCCUCAAACUGUGAUUAAAGUCAUUACUACUAAAUGAGAUAGAUCUAUCACUGGAUCCACUGCUUCGUGGCCUUGUAUAAUAACUAGGUACAUUUUAAGGACUCAAACCACCUAAUCUUCUACAUCCUUAAAACUGUAUUUUUCCUAUGUCAUUGGCUCAUUGCAUUGAAAUAAAAUGAAACAAUCAAAAUAAUGACUGUUAACAAAUGUAAAA